AUGGCGUCAAAGGGGGUUCCUCAGCAGCAGUCGGCGGUGGGUUUGGUAACGGGUGAUCAGGAGCCUAGGGGCCGGGCCGAUGAGAUUCCUGAGCUGCGGCGGGGAUACACGAUCCCUCGGGGUCGGUAUCUAGCCAGUGACCUUCCGCCUCUGCAUACGCUGACAGAAAUUUUCGCUGACAUGGCAUCGAACGCCCUGAAAAUGGGAUUCGAGCAUGUCCUCAGUCGGCUCGGCAGUCGACCACUUCGGGUGGCGACAAUGUGUUCAGGAACGGAAGCCCCGCUUCUAGCCCUGGAAUUGAUCCAGACGGGUUUGCCAGAGGCCCAGCAACUACGGAUCUCGCACGCUUUCAGCUGCGAGAUUGUUCCGUUCAAGCAAUCAUACAUUGAACGGAACUUCCGCCCCCCUAUCCUCUUUCGGGACAUCACCGAACUUGGAGGGGACGUGGCGCGGACCGCCUACGGGUCAUCGGAAGUGAUUCCCGGUGACCUUGACAUCUUAGUUGCUGGAACUGCCUGUGUCGAUUUCUCUCCGUUGAACAACCGCAAGAAGACGCUGCAGCAAGGCGGCGAGUCGGGAGCGACGUUCGACGGUCUCUUGCGGUACGCGGAGAGAUAUCGACCCCGCAUGAUCGUCCAGGAGAAUGUCCGGAAUGCUCCCUGGGAUCAGAUGAAGGGAAAGUGGGAAGAGCUUGGAUACAUGUCGGUUUGUGUCAAUGUCGACACAAAACAUUACUACAUCCCGCAGACACGCGAGCGCGGGUACAUGGUGGUCAUUGACAAGCGCCGCUUGGAAGCAGCGGGCCUGCUUGGAAGCCCCAUGGACCAGAGUGGCAUUGACAGUGUCACUCAACGCGUUCGUGAGCUCGCUGGUCAGUUCAAACGGCCAGCGAGUGCGCCGGUGGGGUUGUUCUUGCUGAGUGACGACGACCGCCGACUCGAGCUCAUCGAGAUGAGAGCCCGCCUUGAGUCCAGAAGCGAAACGAGCUGGGACCAGUACCAGAUUCGCCACGAGCGGCACCGUGGCGAACUGGAACUAGGCAUCGAGAGGCCAAUCACUCGAUCCCUGCCCGGAAUCAAUGACCUGAAGGCACCGGACUUCUAUUGGCAUCGUUUCUGGAAGACACAGCCGGAGAGAGUGUGGGAGACCGUGGAUAUGAAUUUCUUGAAGAAGAUGCUUCAAGAUUAUGACAUGAACUUCAAGGAGCGUUGGAUCGACUUGUCUCAGGGAGUCGAUCGAGGGAAUGACAGUCUUGCCGGGUCCGGGAUCGCGGGGUGCCUGACGCCAAAGGGCAUCCCAUUUGUGACCACCCGCGGGGGGCCCGUAUCUGGCACGGAAGCCCUUUCGUUGCAAGGUCUGCCUCUCGAUCGAAUGCUACUCACGAGAGAAACCCAAGCCGAUUUGAUGGACAUGGCAGGAAAUGCAAUGACGAGUACGGUCGUGUGUGCAAUCAUGCUGGCUGGUCUGAUAGCCGUGCAUGAGAUUCUUGACGAUGAUGAGGAGGGUUCAACCAACCCCGGCGACGCGGAGGCCAAGUCCCUUCUCGUUCUCAGCGAGGUCCACAGCCUCGUGAGAAGCAACCUCCAAAUUGCCGCAGCUCCCCUCAUCGACCAUUCUGUUCUCAAAGCCAAGGCAGCGAGCAGCGUUCUGUGUUGCUCCUGCGAGAGACAGACUGGGGUUCAAGAUUCAAUUUACAGUUGCACACUGUGCGGACAUACCGCUUGCAAAUCCUGCCGUGGAAAUCCCACGCAUUCGUAUCUACAUGUUUCCCUACUUUCUCGACAAAAGCCGUCUGAGUUUAUAGCGAAUUUGAAGGGACUUAUUCCCAUGAAGCUUAUGCUGUCUGGUUUGUCCGUCUUGGACUUCGAGACGUUUAGAACCCUUUACCCUAUCGACAACCUCCCCCGGUUUUGGCCCGACUUUAUUCUGCGCGUGAAGGCAGCUAUGCACGACGUUUUCCGGUUUUAUGAGAUCAAGCGCGGAAGAAAAUGGCGAGUCGUUUAUGAUGGCACGUACUCCAGCUUGUUCCUUGAUAUCGGCCCGGACUCCAUCCAAUGGCUUUUGUACGCAAAGCCCCCCAAGUCCGCGAGCACGAGAAGCGUCAUCCGAGAAGUGCUAGCCAAGCCAAUCGCCAGAAUGAGUCCCACCUCUGGGUCGUUUGUCGAGGGUACAUGGGAAGUUUGUUCACCUGUUAGUACCCCAUUCUCACUGCAGAUUUCGGGCCGAGGAAGCCAACUCCGAUCAUUCCAAUCGGAGUGCGGUCUCAAAGCCGCCAAAUUUGUUGAUGCAAAAGUUUGGGACAGUAUUCUCGUUGAAGGAUCCAGUCAAGAUGUCGCAGUUCUUGAUCACGACGUCCGAGGAACCUACCAAUUCCUCCCUGACUGUGGAACAGCGCUUGGUGCAUUGUACAGAAAAGAAGCCACCACCCAUGCGCCUUCAAUGUUCUUAUUUCUUGACCCAAUGAAGACUGGACCCCCUGAUGAAGAUGCCUGUGUGUUCGCUCUUGACCACAGCCGCCUUUCUGGAUAUGAGAUGAGAAUGACGAUCGCCGAGUUAUCACCAACUUGGAGAUCAUUGGAUGUCACCCCGGAUUCGAAAGAUGUGACAGCGUUCUGUCGUCGAUGGGCCAAGGCCCCCGAAGCGCAGUUGAACCAUUGUCCUGCCGAGCAGAUCACCCUUCGCACAUUGCAACAAGGAAUCCAAGUCUCGAUUGAAAACCAUCACUGUCUUAAUGCUUGUAUUACCCUCACCUCGCUGUCAGCAACAGCAGCGAUUCUCAACCUGCCCGACGCAAAUUCCGAUUGGCAAGCCUGGAAUCCCGAUGUCUCUAUGAGGGAAUUGAAAGGUCUCGCCUGGUUGUUCCCAAAGAUUGCCGCCUGGUCCGACUUUGAAGACUGGAACGAAAUCAUCCGUCUAGACUAUUUAGACCUCAAUCAUCAUUCAAAUGGCAAUUGCAACACCUGCAACCCACCCACCCCAAAUAUCCUUUGGGGCCGCGACAACAAAGACCGAAUCAUCCCCUACGAGAAUCCCCAGGACGCUGCUGUCUACGAACGUGCCAUCAAAAACCGACCCUCGCCAUUUUUGGUCUUCAGACGAAUCAGUGAACAUGGAGACGCCGAAUUGCGUUUCACCCUCAAUGUUCAAGCUCUGACGCACCAGGCACAGGGAAAAUUGGUUGGCACCGCAAGCCGCGAGACAGUCACAUCUCGCUGGCGACUUCUUCCUCAUGCGUACGACAUGGCUCAAAAAACUCCUGAUAUGAGCCAAGCCACCCCUGACAGGUUUACUUUGAAGAAUAAUGACAACGACAGUCCUUCGCCACAACCUCCUAGCUUCAAAUUCCGAUUGCGUGAUGAACAGCUUCGAUCAUUGAGCUGGAUGAUUUCACAAGAAGCAGAAAACAUGGAACCAUUCAUGGAGGAGGAAGUUGAAGAAUCCACCCUCCCCUUGAUGCCCUGGCGCGCCGAAGUCAAAGCGACAAUGCCAAAUGUUGUUCGCGGUGGCGUGCUAGCUGACGAGGUUGGAUAUGGCAAGACAGCUGUCAUUCUUGGUCUCAUCGACGUGCAGUAUGGAAGCGACACCAAACCCCCUGAGGCCGACGGGUUAAUCCCAACAAAAGCAACCCUGAUCAUCGUACCCUGCAACGUUUUCAAGCAGUGGGUCUCGGAGACCAAGAAGUUCCUCGAAGGAAAAUACAAAGUUUUGGUGAUAACGUCAAUCAACAAGAUCACCAUCCGGGAAGUCGAAGAUGCAGAUAUCGUGAUUUUGUCAUGGGGUACCCUGGCCAACGAUGCAUACUACAGCCGACUUCAACAAUUUACCGGAACACCCCGGGCUCCCGCAAAAUCGAGCGGAGGAACAGGUCGAAAUUUCGAUAGCUGGUUCCACGACGCUCGUGCUUCCUUGCGGGAGUCCGUUAACAUAUUGAAAACAGAAGGGCCUGAGGCGAUGCUCCAGAAAUUGGAGGCCAGACGUCGCCGAGUCCAAGAGACACAGGCCGACUUCACAUACAUACCCUCUCGACGCCUCCGUGGCCAGGCAUUCGCUGAUGCUAAUGAUGGUCCUGACGAGUCUGAUGCAGAAGCAGAAGAGGAUUUGGACUCUGAGAAUGACCCCGGGUUUAAUGAAUUUGGUGCAUCUGGUGUGAGACACUCGACCGGAACAGCGAGUUCUGUGGGCCAGCGGAAGCGGGGGCACAGUAGGAAGUCAGUGGAAGGUUCAGACGGAAAGCGACAAAAACGCCAAUCGACGGACCCGGCAGAAGUGACCGACGACAAAAAUAAAAGCGAAGUCAAAUCAAAAGCCGUGAAGGAUGACCGCAAGGAGUUUAAUAUCAAAAAGAACUCCAAGCAACAAUGGCGCGAUAUCACAGCCGUAUUCAUUCACGCUUUCAACUUCAACCGGUUGGUUAUCGACGAAUACACAUAUGCCGGAGAAGAAAGACAGGCAUCCCUGCUCUCAUUGCAGGCACGCUCCAAAUGGAUCCUUUCUGGAACGCCAGGUCUUGAUGAAUUUGCCGACAUAAAGAGUAUUGCGCGUUACCUUGGUUUACAUCUUGGUGUGGAUGACGAUGGCGAUUGCGACAAGCCGUCGCAGAACCUCAGACUACGAAACAUCCGGAAGAACCACACAGCAGUUGAGGCAUUCCAAUAUUACCAGGCACCCCACAGCAACGCCUGGUACCGAAACCGCCGAGAACAUGCUCAAAGAUUCCUAGACCGGUUUGCGCGUCAGAACAUCGCACGCAUCACACACAUUCCAUUGAUACCGCACCUUGCCAUUACCGAGCAGUCGGCCGUGGAAAAGACAGCGUACGAUACGUUAUUCCGAGCCGUCAAAGAAAACAAGAGACGAAUCCCUGGCCCCCUGAGCGCGAUUUUAUCCAAAAGCCAGUUUCCCCAGGAGACUCUCAUCAUGUCCUGCGUCACAUGUCAAAUUGGACAGCCUCCAUGGAAUCUCGAGAAAUGCCGCAAAGGCUCGGUGAACGACAAAAAGAAAUCUACCGAGAUGUGGGCUAAAGUGGACUCGAUCACUCGACAGGCAGCGACUGUUUGGUAUCGCGAAAUGAACAAUAUCAAUCUUGAAGACUGGCAGAACGCCCUGAAUGGCGUCGCCAAGGUUAAUUUCGGGGACCCCGAACUCAACCAAAGAUUCAACGAUCUCUUGAAGGGAAUCAUCCACACAUACAGCGAGUGGAAACUCGUCCAAGAACACCGCCCAACCGAAGGUUUGCUCCAGGCGCGAUUCCAAAAGAUCCAGAACGCGAAGACUGGCAACACAGCCACUGGAAGAUCGGUUUGGACUGCUGUCGAAAAAGCAUUGUCAGCUGAUGCCACAUCUCUCUUAAAGCAAAUCCUUGAUAUUGACCGGGAAUACCGAUUCUACGAACAUCUGGUGAGGAUCCAAACCAUUGGAAUCCCACCAUGUCAAAAUUGCAAGAGGGAUUUGCAAGAAAAGGAAGAUGUCAACAUUCUCAAAACAUGCGGUCACGCCCUCUGCAAAGGUUGUCUUCACACCGCGAGCAACAGACCACGCAAACCCUGCCCCAUCCUUGGAUGCAGCGCCCACAUUGCCCAAUCCAAGAUCGUGCCCGGUGAAAUCCUCGUCAGCGAAGACCAAGCAACCCAGAGUACCAAGCUCAACGAGCUUGUUGAGAUCAUCCGCAGUGUCCCAGAGGACGAACUUGUUAUAAUCUUCGUGCAAAUCAGCCAUCUGUUGCCCGUUGCAUCGAAUGCCCUUAAAGCAGCAAACAUCGAACACCGCAUGGUCACACAGACCAACUUGAAGGGAAUCGGCGAGUUCACUGACCCGCCUAAACCAAAGAAGGGUGAGACCGAAUCACCUUCCAGACCCAAGGCCUUGAUCUUAAAUCUUGGAAAUUCCAUGGCAGCUGGACUGAACCUCCAAUGCGCAAACCAUGUCAUCUUCCUGUCACCCUAUUUCGCCUCUUCUGACCAUGACUACGAUGCGGGCAUGACCCAGGCAAUUGGACGUGCUCGGCGAUUUGGGCAAAAGCGCGAAGUCCAUACCUAUCAUUUGCUGGUGAAAAACACUUACGAAGUCAACAUCUUCCAAAAAGCUCAGUCAAGCAAACUCGUUGAGCGUCAAGGUGUUCCAGUGUUGGUUCCAGAAGGACAAGUAUCACCAGACGACGUGACAUAUGAAGGGGAGGAAUUACCAGAGUAG
This is a messenger RNA of Penicillium hordei, 6189 nucleotides long. RefSeq names its product putative SNF2 family helicase. The record is from RefSeq and is a predicted model, not a curated record. Gene Ontology annotation, molecular function: methyltransferase activity; ATP-dependent chromatin remodeler activity; ATP binding. The coding region runs from base 1 to 6189 and encodes 2062 amino acids. The transcript has 5 exons. NCBI's taxonomy places the organism in Eukaryota, Fungi, Ascomycota, Eurotiomycetes, Eurotiales, Aspergillaceae.